Pseudo-nitzschia multistriata is the source of this 740-nucleotide messenger RNA. The record is from the annotation of a GenBank genome assembly. NCBI's taxonomy places the organism in Eukaryota, Bacillariophyta, Bacillariophyceae, Bacillariales, Bacillariaceae.
UACAAUGAACUUGUUAAGAAUUGAUUUGAUUGGUUCCUUGGCUCUUUAUGUAUUCAACCCGUUUUCCAUACAUACUUGUCAGUAUUGCUUACUCAUCUGUGCCUACGAAUAAAUAUGAAAUGCGCAUAACAACUGUUGCCACGUACAAGCGAAAAUUCAACCUUCAUGCUUUGACUCAAUCACUACCUUCCAUAAAAAUCAAUGUCGAUACCGCUCCGUACUGCUUAUACCGCACCUGUGCAAUCCUGUACGAGUUCGAACGUAGGGAUAGGAAGCAACGCCAUCGUCGAUUUGAAGCUUCCUGGGAAUUUGAAGGAACCGAGAGAUCGCCAAGGAAGCAAACUCCUCACAAACGAAAGAAUGUUCUCAACCCAUCAACUAAGAACGCAGGAUCCAUUGCCCAACAUGAACCGCUUGUCGUCCAACCAAAGAACCGAAACCCUCUCGUCUAGGGGUCAGGAGGCCAUCCGAUCCGAGCUGCUGGACAGCCUGGGGAUAGCGCGAACGAUGAAGCCAUCCGCAUCGCAGGAUUCCUUCGGCAAGGCAAUGGAGGCGCGAACGCUGACCUCCACAAUUCCCCAACGCUUCCAGUCCAGGAACUACAAGUGGGAGCUGAGCUUUUCGUCGGCGAGGAACCACAGUGUUCUCAGCAACGACGAGGUUGCCAAGCUUUCACUCAACGGGACCAAUAACUUUCGAUGGGAACAGCACCGAUGAAGGAACAAACGAACAAACAAUGC